AUGGCGCUGGAAGUACAACCGCCCGACGGUCGCAAACGUGUCAAGGUCUACGAACUAAGGGAUAAUGAUUGGUUUGAUCGAGGAACCGGCUUCUGUACCGGCCAGAUCUUGGGAGAGGAACCUCGCAUAUUUGUCGAAUCGGAAGACGAGCCCAAUCGCGUAUUGUUACAAACAAAGAUCACCAAGGACGAUGGCUAUCAAAAACAGCAAGAAACUUUGAUCGUUUGGACUGAACAGAAUGGAACGGAUAUGGCGCUCAGUUUUCAAGAGGCGGAGGGUUGUGCGGUCAUUUGGGACUUCGUCAAUGCCGUUCAACAACAUCUCUUGAGUCUGACCUCGGGUGAUGACGCCUUGUCCGAUGACCUGGACAGCUAUCACUCCAUCGUAUUACCAUCUCCCGACCUCGGCCAUCUCACAGAAAUCGAACAGACCACACGAGCCGCGAGUAUGACACAAGCCGGCCGAGACGCGCUCUCCAAAUUUAUCAUUCGCGAUGAAUACAUUGCCAAGUUGGUACCGCUAGUGUCAAUGGCCGAGGAUUUGGAGAGCUUAAUCGACCUCCAUCGCCUCUGCAACAUCAUGAAAUCCUUUAUCCUCUUGAACGAUAAUACCAUAAUCGAGACCGUUGUCGCGGAUCAUGUCAUCUUGGGAGUGGUCGGGGCUCUGGAAUAUGAUCCCGAGUUUCCCACGCACAAGGCAAACCACCGACAAUACCUCGCAGAUAAGUCCCGAUACAAAGAAGUGGUUCCGAUCAAGGAUCCGAUCAUCCGCCGCAAGAUACGAAGUACAUGGAGACUCCAAUACCUAAAGGAUGUGGUGCUAGCGCGGAUUUUGGACGACCCGACAUUUUCAGUGCUCAAUUCCUUGAUCUUCUUCAACCAGAUGGAGAUUGUGAACCACAUUCAAUCGAAUGCGCCAUUCCUGCGAGAGUUAUUUGGCGUCUUUGACCCGAGAAACCUCGAUCAGAGACGCUUCGAUCAGAGACGCAAGGAUGAUGCCGUGCAGUUCCUUCACCAGUGUGCUGGCAUCGCGAAGAAUUUGCAGGCGCCAUCGCGGGCUCAAUUGUUCGCCAACUUCAUUAGCCAUGGUCUGUUCACCGUGAUUGCAUUUGCCGUCAAGCAUCCGAAUCCAUCCAUGCGCACGACUGGAAUUGAUAUCUUGGUGGCUCUGUUGGACCACGAUCCCGUCAUGAUGCGAGGCUACAUGCUCAAGGCUGUCAAUGAGAAAAAGGUUCCCCUCACAGACACCUUGAUUGACCUUCUUCAUGUGGAGAACGACCUCGGUGUCAAAAACCAACUCGCCGAUGCUAUUAAGAUUCUUCUCGAUCCUCAGAUUCCUCUGCAGGACCCGCUUGGUCGGGCUGGACCCGAUUACUUCAAAGUUCGCACCAACAACCUUCUUUCCGAUGCAUUUGUUCAGCAGCAUUUCGAUGAGUCUUCAAAACGGCUUUUCCAACCUCUCAAACAGCUUGCGAAUCGCGCAGCCCUUAAUGAUUUAACAUUCCAAGAGGUCACCCUCUACUCCCACCUUGUUGAUAUCCUCACCUUCUUCGUCCGCCAGCACCUCUUCCGCACUCGUAACUCCAUUCAAAGUGAAUCUCUAGCGCCUCGGGUCGCCCAGCUUCUGGUGGUCCCCCAGAAACACCUGAAACUAGUCGCCCUCAAAUUCUUCCGCACCUUGAUCAGUCUCCAAGAUACCUUCUACCAAGCGCUCAUGACACAUAACAACACAUUUGGAUUGAUUCUCGAUAUUGUCUACGACACAAUGCCCCGCGACAACCUGCUCAAUUCGGCUUGUCUUGAACUUUUUGAGUUCAUAAAACGGGAAAACAUUAAGCCCUUCAUUCUCCACGUGGUCGAGAAAUACCGCGAGAAGCUCGAGAGCAUCACAUAUGUUGAUACUUUCCAGAGUCUGAUCCUUCGAUACGACCAGAUGCAGGGCUACGGCGCCGAGGCCGACUCUGCCUUGUUCAGCCAAGAUGAAGGCAGCACACCGCGCAGAAUCCCCAUUAAUGGCCAGCGCUGGCAGGGCGUGAGAGACCUGGACGCUGCGGAGGAAGAUUACUUUAAUACAUCCGACGACGAAGACGAGAUAAAGUGGUCACAGGACCGCGAGACUAUCACAGUUGGAACUCCGAACGGCUGCACCUCCACAGUCGCCAAGCCAUUAGUCGAUUACCCUGAUGAUGACGAUGAAGAUAUCAUGGACACCAAACCAGAAGGGGCACAAUCAGAAUCCAACACAGCCGAGAACGACGCUCCCUCCCCAUCAGCCCAGACACCUCCACCCGAACGCCUCGCCGAAAAGCGGCGCCGCGAAGAGGAAGAUGAAGACGAACUUGUCAAGCUCACAGCAGGCCCCAAGCGCCGAAGUUCAACGAGCAGCAACGCCGGCGCAGGCAGCAUCCUCCGCAAAAAGAGCCUCUCCGGUGCCCCAGCUGACAAGAACGCUGCCGUUCUGGGCGUCGCGCCCAAGCGCAUCGCCAUCAAUAUCGGUUCCACAGGGAAGUUGGAACCCGAUCCUUGUACGGAGGUGCAGAGCAACGAGAAGGAGAACCCCGCGGAGAAAGACGAGACUGAAGACAAUCAGGGAUAA
Molecule: messenger RNA, 2595 nt
Organism: Penicillium soppii
Lineage: Eukaryota; Fungi; Ascomycota; Eurotiomycetes; Eurotiales; Aspergillaceae
Product: SMEK family protein
Exons: 9
Coding region: 1-2595 (864 amino acids)
Biological process (GO): protein dephosphorylation; DNA damage response
Cellular component (GO): protein phosphatase 4 complex; nucleoplasm
Molecular function (GO): protein phosphatase activator activity
Source: RefSeq, a predicted model, not a curated record